UUUGCUAGUGUAAAGAAGUAUGUUUGAUCUUGGCUCCUAAAAACGAUUGUUUUGUUGUUCCUUUUCUGCGUUCCUAUUUAUGUUGGUUCCUUAGAAACUAACGAAAGGAAAAUUUGAAUUUUCACUCGACUUGAAUUGAAUCCUAUCCAACAAUGCAAUUUGCUUAACAGUGGUUUUUGUUAGGUUUAAGAUCUUAUAUAAAUCAUCUACAUAGUUCAAUCAAGUAUUAUUUGAAUAUCAGCUUAAUGGGGCUUUGAAUCUUACAAGAAUUACUGGUUUGUCUAUACAUUUAUCAGAAGAUCUUAUGUCACAGACAAACAUCUUUCAAACAUUAAAUUCUCAGAAAAUCUAACCUUAAAACCUCCAUCAUCUGUGCUGAGAAGUCCAAUCUUAACCUAAGCCCACGUCAUCAACAACUUCUAUGCACACUCACAUCACAAUGGAACCGUGUAUUCUUAAUCUUAUUACUGUUACAUUAUCAUUACUAGCUUUAACUCUGUUUCGGUAACUUUUCCUCUUUUUUCCCACUAAAUUUCUCUUGCUUACAAUGUGUUCGAUGAAAUGCCUCUUUCACUCAUCCAAUUGAAUCUCUAACUUUUCAUAACCAUAGCUUCUUCUUCCAAAUGCCUCCCAACAUCACACUCAAACCCUCUUCAUCUUCUUCCCCAUUCAAAAACAUCACCUUCCACAACAAACCACCAAUUCCAACACAACCCAUUGAUCACUCACACCUCUCACAACUCCUCUCAAAACCCAACUCCGAUUGGGUCAUUUUACUCAACCACCAACUCCACACCAACAAAUUACUACUCACACCCCCCUCACUCUCAACUAUUUUCCAAAACAUUCAUAACCCAUUACACUCCAUCAAAUUCUACACAUGGGUUUCAUCCAUCAACUCUUCAUUGGUAAACAACUCUUCCAUUCACCGCAUUUUAGGUAACACCUUGUACCGAAAUGGUCCUGUUGUUUUAUCUGCUGAGUUUCUUAAUGAUGUUCAUAAGUCAGGGUUUAAGGUUAGUGAAGAUUUGUUAUGUGUUUUGAUGAGUAGUUGGGGUAGACUUGGUUUAGCUAGAUAUUGUGUUGAUGUUUUCGGUCAAAUAUCGUUUUUAGGGAUUUCGCCGACGACUAGGUUGUAUAAUUCUCUUAUUGAUGCAUUGGUUAAAUCGAAUUCCAUUGAUUUGGCUUAUUCUAAGUUUCAACAGAUGGUUGGUGAUCAUUGUUUUCCUGAUAGGAUAACCUAUAAUGUUCUUAUUCAUGGUGUUUGUAAGAUUGGUGUUGUUGAUGAGGCGCUUCGUUUGAUUCGACAAAUGAAGGAUAAGGGACUUUUUCCUAAUGUGUUUACUUAUACGAUAUUGAUUGAUGGGUUUUGUAAUGCUAAGAGGGUUGAUGAGGCUUUUGGGGUUUUGGAUAUGAUGAAAGAGAGUAGGGUUUGUGCAAAUGAGGCUACUAUUAGGACUUUGGUUCACGGGGUUUUCCGUUGCGUUGAUCCGAGUAAGGCGUUUGUGUUAUUGUCUGAGUUUUUGGAUAGGGAGGAGGAUUUUUGUUCUGGUAAGUUAGCUUGUGAUACAGUGUUGUAUUGCCUCGCGAAUAAUUCUAUGGCGAAAGAGAUGGUUGUGUUUAUAAGAAAAGCCUUAGCUAGAGGUUAUGUUCCUGACAGUUCUGUUUUCAAUGUUAUAAUGGCUUGUUUGGUUAAGAGAGCUGAGCUUAGAGAGGCUUGCGAGAUAUUUGAAAUUUUCACGAAGCGAGGUGUGAAGCCGGGAAUUGGUACUUAUCUUACACUUGCUGAAGCUUUGUACAAGGAUGAACAAAGAGAUGAAGGGGAUCAGAUUUCUGAUCAAAUGGUUAGUGAUGGGUUGAUUUCGAAUGUCGUUUCAUAUAACAUGUUGAUUGAUUGCUUCUGCAAAGUAAGCUUGAUGGACAAAGCAUCUGAGGUUUUUAGUGAGAUGCAGCUUAGAGGCUUCACUCCCAACCUUGUUACCUUCAAUACACUUAUUAAUGGACAUUGCAAAGAUGGAGCAAUAAUUAAGGCACGAGAACUGCUAGAGAUGCUUUUAGAAAAUAGACUUAAACCUGAUAUAUUCACUUUUAGUUGUAUAAUUGAUGGACUUUGUCGAUUAAAGAGGACCGAGGAAGCUUUUGAAUGCUUUAAUGAGAUGGUUGAAUGGGGGGUUAAUCCAAAUGCUAUCAUUUACAAUAUCUUGAUUCGGUCUUUAUGCAGCAUCGGGGAAACUACAAGAUCAGUGAAGCUCUUAAGAAGAAUGCAAGAGGAAGGAAUAAGCCCUGACAUCUACUCCUAUAAUGCUUUGAUUCAAAUUUUCUGUAGGAUGAAUAAGGUUGAGAAAGCUAAAAAGCUUUUUGAUUCAAUGUCAAAAUCUGGCUUUAAUCCUGACAAUUACACAUACAGUGCUUUUAUAGCGGCGCUGUCUGAAUCUGGGAGAUUAGAAGAAGCUAAGAAGAUGUUUUACUCAAUGGAGGCAAAUGGUUGCUCUCCUGAUUCAUAUGUAUGCAACUUAGUUAUUAAAGCAUUGGUUCGGCAGGAUCGUGUUGAAGAGGCCCAAAAGAUCGUAGAAAGAUGCCGACAGAAAGGAAUAGCUUUGAACUGUACUCCUGAUUCAUAGACUUUAUCUCUAUUUGUUUUUGGAUGCUGCUACAUUAUUGAGAGUUCCACAGAGAAGAUAUUGAUACAGGAUACAGAUCACAACUUCAGCCUCAUGAACCUGGAAAUCCACUUGGAACAAAGCUGAGGAUAUAAUUUUCAUCAUACAUUGUUUUUGUUUGUUCUACGAAAAAAAAACAUUGGAUUAUACGACAUCGUUUUUGUCACACAAUUCUGAACUCAAAUUCGAAGUUGUGAGCUUCAUACUCCAUACGGCAUCAUUUCUGAGUUGACCCCUUCCAAAUUGGUUUUGAAUCUGCAAUAUACUGAUAACAAAUCAGCCUCCACUAGUUAGUUGUUCCUGUAUCCAUUUUAAGAGGACUUGUCUAAGUUGAUAAGAUUCUUGAUCAAGAGGAUUUCGGAGUCAUCUGAGAGUGGAAGGGUUCUUGGUAAAGACACUAGUGCUGGAAAAAAAACUAAGAUCAGAUAACUUAUUAAGCUCUUUUGACGACUCAACUUAAAAGGAUGUUAGCAAAGGGGUAGUUGAUGAUUAUUCUAAAGUUGAAAGCAAACUAAAUUAUUUCAAAUAUGGAGACACAGACACCUCAAAUAUGAAGUACCAACGGUGACGCUUCUAUCAGUCAGGCCAACAAAGAUGGAUCCAACUCCGUCAAUGAUGAAUUGAAUAGUCAAUUAAAUGUAAAUAAAUUAGACAUAGGAGAUGUUGAUGCUGGAAGGGGUUCAUUUGGAUGGAAUUGAAGAGAAUCCUUCUCCUAUUGGUGAUGAACAUUUGACAGUUUCGCAACAAAAGGAGAAAGAACUCGUUGAUGAAGUAACUGUAAGGAGUUCAGGAGUGAAACAUCUUGAACGAGAAUUGGAACUGAUGAAAGCAGCAGCUGAAAUGACAUUUAAUAACAAACAGUCUGUUGACUUCUACCUUGACCAGUUGACUGAACAAAUACUUGCUAAAGAAAAUCACCUUUCUACUUGGAAAUAGUUUAUCGGCAUGUUGGUUGACAUGGCGAUGGUGGUGGUUAUCAUUCGGAUGGGCAAGUCUAGACAACGAAGACGGGGCAUUGUAAUUCGAGAUUUUUUGUAUUGACUCUAUAUUUACCCACUUUUUGGUUGUGACCUUUUUUGUAUUAAUUGUGUUCAAAGAUUGUAUUACUUUCGCUCAUUUUUUAAUAUCAGGGUAAAUUUUGUAA
This is a messenger RNA of Medicago truncatula (barrel medic), 3804 nucleotides long. Its product is annotated as putative pentatricopeptide repeat-containing protein At3g16890, mitochondrial. The coding region runs from base 624 to 2621 and encodes 665 amino acids. NCBI's taxonomy places the organism in Eukaryota, Viridiplantae, Streptophyta, Magnoliopsida, Fabales, Fabaceae. Gene Ontology annotation, molecular function: protein binding. The record is from RefSeq and is a predicted model, not a curated record. The transcript is spliced from 4 exons.